Molecule: messenger RNA, 480 nt
Organism: Racocetra fulgida
Lineage: Eukaryota; Fungi; Glomeromycota; Glomeromycetes; Diversisporales; Gigasporaceae
Source: the annotation of a GenBank genome assembly
AUUUAUAAUAUACGGGUUGAUCCAAGCAGCCUUGACAAAGGUCAACUCUUGCACAUAACCUGGGAUAUAGUGAACCCCAGUAGUUCAAAUACUUAUCAAAUUAUUUGUGUGUCUGAUGAUGGUCGUACUCGUCAAUUCAUUUCGUUAAAAAACAUGAAUACUAACCCGCGAGAAUAUUAUUGGCCAGUAAAUGUAUCUCCUGGCUUUUAUCACUUAGAGAUAAAUAACAUAGAUUCUAAUACUUUUAUUGUUAAUCAACAAGAAAAAAACAUAAAUAAUAUUAAUUAUAGAGGUCGCUCAUACAAAUGCGUGGAUACUGGUGAAGCAUCUUCUGAUGAUGAAUAUGAAGCACCUCCUCCUGAUGAUGAAUAUGAAGCACCUCCAGAUGAUGAAUAUGAAGCACCUCCAGAUGAUGAAUAUGAAGCACCUCCAGAUGAUGAAUAUUAUGAUGAAUAUGAUACACCUGAUGAUUCUUUGUGA